AUGAUUGAAUAUAACAUACGACCUGAAACUAUUAUUGUCACUACAUUCACAAAGAAAGCUGCAAAUGAAAUGAAGGAAAGAUUGGCUUCAAUGUUGGAGAACACAAAUCUACCAAUUAAUCGAUUGAUAAUUGGUACUUUCCAUAGUAUUUGUAACAGAAUAUUACAUCAAUAUGGCCAUGUCACAAAUCUUCAAAAGUUUAAGAUUGCUGCUGAUAGAGAUUGGAAUCAUAUAAUGAACUCGGUGAUUGAUCCUAUAACAGAAGAUGUUGCUAAUAUUAGAGACCUUGUUAAAAUUGGUAAAUUAGAAAGUGGUGAAUUUUUACCUAUAGAGAGAAGUCAAGGUACUUCUGAAAAACCGUAUGACUUAAAAAGUGUUAAGAAGCAGAUAUCUAAGCUCAAAUCUAAAGGUUUAUAUCCAAAUGAAUACCAACAACAAAGAGAUCAUAAUAAAGAAUUAUAUGCAAUAUUCACAGAGUUUCAAAAUAAACUUGAAGCACAAAAGAUGAUGGACUUUGACGAUCUCUUGAUUAAGACAAAUCAACUACUUAAAGAACAUAAUGUGCUCAGUAAGAUCAAUCAUGUCUUGGUUGAUGAAUUUCAAGAUACAAAUACGAUUCAGCUUGAAUUAGUGAGUAGAUUUGCUAAAGGCAAUUCAAUAAACAACAAUUGUAUAACUGUUGUUGGUGAUCCAGAUCAAAGUAUUUAUCGCUUUAGAGAUGCAGUUUCAAUUAAUUUUGAUCUGAUGAGAAAAUUAUAUCCAGAAUGUGAUGUUGUACAACUUAAUCAAAAUUAUCGUUCCACGUCAGGGGUGUUGGAUUUAAGUGAAGCAUUAAUGACACAACAAGAAAAAAGAAUUGGGAAAUCUUUAAUUUCAAGUUUUCAACAUGAUUUUAGUCCCGUUUAUAAAACACAUGAUUCAAAAGAGGAUGAAGCUGUAUAUAUAGCUAAUGAAAUCAAAUAUUUAAGAUCUUUACCUGGACUAUUUGACUAUUCAGAUUUUUCAAUCUUGGUAAGGGCUGCAUAUCAAAGUAGAGCAUUAGAGAAGGCAUUAGUUGAGAGAAAGAUCCCAUAUAAAAUUGUGAAAGGUAAAGCAUUUUGGGAAAGGAAGGAAGUUGAAAUGAUUAUAGAUUUAUUGAGAAUGGUUGCAUAUGAUGAUGAUAAACCAGCUCUUUUGAGGACUCUUCAAUCACAAACUUCAGGAAUUGGGCCUGUUGCUAUUAAGAAAAUUGAUGCUAUAUUAGAAGCAGGAAUAAAAAAUGGUGAAAGUGUUUAUGCAACGUUGAAUAAAAUUGGUGAUGGUGAAGGUGAAAUAAAAGGUAUUAGUCCAAAGAUACAAAAUUUAAUUAAAGGUUAUACAAAUUUGAUUAACGAUGCUAGAUUAUUAGCUAUAAGUGAAUCUGUUGAACUUGAUGCAUUGGUGAAAGUAUUUGAUUAUUUCACAAAAAAUGGGGCUUUAAACGACCUGCUUCUGAAUGAUGAAGAAAGAAAACAAAACGUAACUGAAGUUAAAAAUCAAUUAAUAGUUUUUGAACCUAUUGAAGAUGAAAUAUUAGAUCUUAAUGAUGAAAUACCCGUUGAGCUUGAAGAUGAAGAAGAAACUCUAUUACAAAGUUUCCUUUCCUCUAUUCAACUUUAUUCAACUCAUGAUAAAGAAGGUGCUGGAAACGAUGGUGAAGUUUGUAUAUCAACAAUUCAUUCUGCUAAAGGUUUAGAAUGGCCGGUUGUUUUCGUUCCCGGUUUAACUGAAGGUUCACUUCCAGCUGGUUAUGCAACAAAAGAUGCAGAUGAUGAAGAAGCAUUAAAUGAAGAAAGAAGAAUAUUCUAUGUUGCUACUACAAGAUCUCAACAAUUGUUAUAUAUAACGACACCUUUAUCAGGUGGUCCAGGGUGGUCAGAUCGUGAAGUUGAACCAUCAAGAUUUAUUUCAAGUAAAAAAGUUCAAAAAUUAAUGAGAGAUAAUCAAGAAGCUUUACAAAAUUGGGAUAACGUGAAUGUGUUAUAUCAAAGUUUUGAUAAAUCAAUUACAGAUGAAUCAGGGGUCAAGAAAGUGUUAAAAGAUUAUAAGGAAUAUUGGAAGAGAAAGAACAACGAAGGUUUAAACAAAGAUACUUACGAGGAAGAUCAUAGUUAUGAUUAUCCUAGUUAUUCUACUUUUAAACGUCGUUUAUCUUUUUUAAAUGAUAAAAGAUACCAUUCAACGUUUGCAAAACCCCAGAUUGAAGAUUCAAAACCACUUCCUCCACCUGGAGUGAAAACAUUUGCGCCAAAAACUCAAAUCAAAAUCAAUUCAAUAACUAAACAUACACCUUCAAAUAAUAUACAUAAAAUCAACCAUGCUCCAAUUUUUAAACAAUCCUUAAAUUCAUCAUCCUCAAAAACCACAACAACUGCUUCAAGUAUAACAAAAAUUAACACCACUAUAAAUCGUGCAUCAACAACAUAUAUUACUACAGUAUCAUCAGGGAAUGAAAAUCCUCCAAAGAGAAAGAAAACACUUGGUGUGAGAAGAAGAUUUUAA
Hansenula ciferrii is the source of this 2520-nucleotide messenger RNA. RefSeq names its product DNA helicase SRS2 (gene SRS2). Gene Ontology annotation, biological process: recombinational repair. Gene Ontology annotation, molecular function: 3'-5' DNA helicase activity; DNA binding; ATP binding. The coding region runs from base 1 to 2520 and encodes 839 amino acids. The record is from RefSeq and is a predicted model, not a curated record. Gene Ontology annotation, cellular component: nucleus. The transcript has a single exon. Lineage: Eukaryota; Fungi; Ascomycota; Saccharomycetes; Phaffomycetales; Wickerhamomycetaceae.